Lycium barbarum (goji berry) is the source of this 2072-nucleotide messenger RNA. Its product is annotated as pollen receptor-like kinase 4. The transcript has 3 exons. Gene Ontology annotation, molecular function: protein binding. The record is from RefSeq and is a predicted model, not a curated record. Bases 1194 to 1955 code for a protein of 253 amino acids. NCBI's taxonomy places the organism in Eukaryota, Viridiplantae, Streptophyta, Magnoliopsida, Solanales, Solanaceae.
UUAAAGAUAAAAGGUGUUGCAGCAAUAAGACAUUAGAAUAUGGUUUCUGUAGUCUAGUUCCUUUUGUCUUAGCUUAUCUGACAGGUCCAAUUAAAAGUUUAUCUCAAAUGUGAAGAAAUUGCAAUGUUAGAAGAUGAAGAUUGCUGGGCUACACUACAUAGGGCAGAGAGUUUUAUCAAAUUCAACUUGGACUUGCUCUAUGGACUGCUGACUGGAAAUGCAUUGCCCUGAGAUGACGCGGAAUUGGUGCCACAAUGGUUCAAAUUACUUUAGAGAAGCUGUGGGACAGGUUUCGUUACACUAGCUGUAUUGCAACAGGUUUUUGCCAUUACAAUAGCUCUAUUGCAACAGUUCUUUACUGAUAGAAUAGGCUUCAAAUUUAAAAUUUGGAAUUCGCCUUGGCUUGCGAAUGAUCUCGGCUACUCGUUCUGUUCAUCAACCUCCCAAACUACUGAAGGUACUUUAUCUUUAUCAGCAACUUCGAUUUGAGCCUACCUGUUGCUGCACCAUUCAUGAAACAAGAAAGAAAUAUCAGUUUUCACACGAUUAUUAUAUUUUUGUCUUAUCUUCCUGUACUUAGCAAGUUAUCGAUGCUAACUAGAACUUUUUCACAAUGUUGAUCACCAAGCAGCUAAUGUCUACUGGUCUGCACCAUAGACUUCUGUUACUCCAUGUGCUUCUUUUUCCUUUUCUUUUAACGGUGAAUAGUACAACUUGUCAACUUUUGUCAAUAUGGGUGUUUUGCCUUUGCAUACUAACAAAGUAAUGCAUAGUGCAACCCGUAAAAGAAUUAGGUUAAUGGGUUAUGUUUUUUACCAGAAAACAGAAGAUAAAGCAACUCCGUGAAAUUGACACUAUAUUAUUAUUAGCUGUUAUAGCCUACUAGCUUAAUAUACUUGGUUUGCUAAUUUGAUCUUGUUCAUAUAGUUUGGCAUCACCCCUCUGUUAAGAGUUUUCCAGAAGGUAUUGCCCAAUUAUUCCAUUUGUUUUAUCUUUCAGCUGUCCCUUGUUAAGAUGGAUUCAAAUGGAAGAACCACAAAAACAAGGAAAAUUGGACACACAUGCUGCCUCUUAACCCACCCCCCUUUCUUUAUAUACUCAUUCUUCAUCUUUAAAGACCAUCAUCUCUCUCUCUCUCACCCUAUGUGAUUCAACAACAAAACCUUAGUGAAAACCCGGUGAAGCAAAGAACGAUGGUUUCUUCAGCAAGAAACUAUCAGUUGGUGAUCAUUCUGCUCAUGUUAACUUUUCUUAUAACUUCAUCUUCCGGUCAAGAACCUGAAUCCUCUCUCCUCCUCAAGUUCAAGUCUUCACUCGCAAACGCCACCUUUCUUAGCAACUGGAAUGCAACGGUGCCGCUUUGCGGUAGCAACAUUUCCUACUGGUACGGGUUGAUUUGCUACAACGGCAUAUUCAUCGGUCUCCAGCUCGAAAACAUGGGAUUAUCAGGGGAUCUUGACGUUGACACUCUUUCCCAAUUAACUUCUUUACGUACUAUAAGUGUUAUGAACAAUAACUUUCAAGGGCCAUUGCCGGACGUGAGGAAACUUACAGGACUGAGAGGUUUGUUCUUAUCUAAUAACCGUUUCUCCGGUGAGUUGCCGGAUGAUGCUUUCGCCGGGAUAAAGUCAAUUAGGAGAAUUUUAUUGGCGAACAAUGGGUUUACGGGCAAGAUUCCAACGUCAUUAGUGGCAAUUCCAAAACUUAUUGAGUUGCAGCUACAAGACAACAAGUUUGAUGGUACAAUACCUGCAUUUGCUCAGCCGGAUUUAGUAUUAGACGUUGCAAAUAAUAGACUUGAAGGCCCCAUACCAUCUCAACUUAGCAACCAAAGCUUAAGCUCAUUUGAAGGAAAUUUGGACCUAUGUGGAAAGCCAAUGCCACCAUGUCCACCGUCAAAGGUUGAGGAACGAAAACUUUCAAAGAAGAAUGGAAUCAGAUAUAGAUCUAUCUAAUUGUUGAAAUAAAUAUGUUAUCUGUUUUUCUGAAUUAUGAAUAAUUGGGUAUGAAUAUGUUUUAGUGAAGUCAUUGAAUGGAAUUUUGUUUAGAUAGAUCAAUUAUGCAGCUAUAUA